Oryza sativa Japonica Group (Japanese rice) is the source of this 2070-nucleotide messenger RNA. RefSeq lists its product as uncharacterized. NCBI's taxonomy places the organism in Eukaryota, Viridiplantae, Streptophyta, Magnoliopsida, Poales, Poaceae. The record is from RefSeq and is a predicted model, not a curated record.
GCGCACCCGCUCCCCCUCACCCGCUCGCUGCCCAUCACUUCGCCAUCCUCGCCGACGCCGACGCCGACGAGACCAACCACCAUGUCGUACAGCUACGCCUCGCGGCGACGUGGCGGGGGCGGCGGUGGAGGGAUGGCCGCGACGGUGCUUGCGGCUAAGGUGGCGUUCGCGGCGGCGGCGGUCGCCGGGGCUGGCUCCUUCGCGCGCCUCGCCGUGCCGCAGCUCGUGUCCGUGGCCGGCGCCGUGUUCCCGCGGGUGUGGGCGGCGGCGAGGGUGUGGCUCGUGCCGCCGUACCUGUUCGUCACCGUGCACCUCAUCAUCCUCGUCAUCUGGAAGCUCUCCGACCACAAGCACUUCCAGGCGCAGCAGCAGCAGCUCAAGGAUCCAUGGCCGCACCCGCAUCCGGCUGUUCCAGUGGCCGCGGCAGAGGAUGCGCCAUCGCUUGUUGUCAAGCCCAAGGAGGAGUUCAACGCCGCGGCGGCCGUGUACGGCGGCGGCGGCGGCGGCGGCAUGCCGGAGCACGAAGCCUCCCCGGAGAUCUCCCCGGACUCCGGCGGCGGCGAGUCCUGCGUGACCACGGAGUCCGACGAGGACGCGUCCACCGCCGCGUCGUACACCUCCGACGAGAGGCGGAGCCUUGCGCCGCCGCCGCAGGAACACUCGGUUCUCGAGCGGGAGUUCUCUGUGCCGCUCCCGGCCGUCGACAGCGGCAGGGACGCCGCCGCCGCCGCCGCCGAUGACGACGACGACGACGACCUGGACGCCACGUGGAACGCCAUCAUGCAGAAGACGCGCCCGGCCACCGCGCCGGCAAUGGCGGCCCCUCCGGCGCAGAAGGCGCCUCCCGCAGGGCCGCCGCCGCCGCGAGCGCGCGACCCGUCGAUCGGAGCGGAGGAGAUGAACCGGCGAUUCGACGAUUUCAUCAAGAAGAAUCGCCACUCCUUCGGCCGGCAAUAAGCUCCCUCCGAUCCACUCCCCUCCGCCGUACAAUACAUAUAGAAAUUUUCAUCAUCUUUGGUUUUUCAUUGUUCGCCGAAGAGAUCGCCGGAGCGGAGGAAGCCGGGCUAAUCGUAUCAUCAUCUUCAGGAUGUGGAGGUUCCAGAAUGAAUGGAUGGAUGGUGGAUGGUGGUGCUAUGGAAGCUGCUAGACAGAUGACCUUAAUGUGCUGAAGUGAUGGUUUUUGAAUUGGUACUUUGUUGUUAGGCUCUCCUUUAUCAGCUGUGGUGGCCUGGCAUUUUGUUCUUAGCUUUCUCUUUCUCCUCCUUUCCUUUUCCUACAGCUCUUUUACUGAUUAUAACAGUGCUAAUUGUCCAAAGUUCCUAUGGAGUUAAUUCUGGUGGGUAGUGGGUGUGCUUGUGAUUAUAUCUAUACUGUUUGGAUGCCACAUUGUGGCUGUGUUGUUUAAAUGUCAGCCACAGGUCAAUGACCAUGCCACCAAAUUGGUCCACUGUUCUAAUGUUGCUAUCUAUUUGCUCACUGUUUGAAAUGGAUAACCAACAACUCAUUUGAGUAACAAAUCUUAGAUGCAUAGGGUGCUAAUAAUGAGGAGAAAAAAACCCCACAUAUAUAAUGGUCCAUGUUUGCAUAUAUACAACUCAUAAUGGUCAGGAAAGAAUUGAUUUUUUUGAUGUGAACCUUUCUCACAAACUAUUCCUUGAUUCCUUCAGUCCUUCAAUAUGCAGCGACGAAGAAAUCCUAAGUGGUGAAAAAUCAUUGAACUGCAGAGGACCAAAGACUUUCUUGAAAUGUAAAGGCUGCAACUCUCUGAGAUGACACCAAUGGAACAUUUCUGUCGAUCUUGACAUAUGAUGCCCGGAGAGCAUUUUUUUCAGAGUAAUGUCGAGAUUUUCUGUUGCUAUCAGUACCUGUACUUGUAUAUGCGUACUUUGCUCUGAAAACCGUGCAGUAUUGCUUUCAGUAUGACAUAAGCAGAAUCAAUUCCUGAUCUGUUGAAGUAGUAGUAAUACUAGUAAUACUGGUCAGUAGUUUAAGUCAUCAUCUUCCUGGAGUACUGAUUAUUAUUACCUGAUACCUCAUAAAGUGCAUCAAUGAUGUUAACUUGACAAAAUA